Messenger RNA from Clonostachys rhizophaga, 297 nucleotides. NCBI's taxonomy places the organism in Eukaryota, Fungi, Ascomycota, Sordariomycetes, Hypocreales, Bionectriaceae. The record is from the annotation of a GenBank genome assembly.
AGGGGCACAAAUGUGAUCGAACAAUCGUGGGCUGGCGACCCACACGUGCUCGCCCAUGAGUGCGAAGGUGAGGUCUCGUCACAUCUACUAUGCCGAACCGAAGGGCUAGACCCACGGUACAAAGGUUAUUCACGCUCAAACUCGACAUCCAACUCUGGCCAGGGCAGUGGCCAGGGCAGCAGCUCCACCGACCGUGACACCCAUUACAUCGACAGAGCUGACAAGAACAUCCGUGACUUCGAGAGCAAGUUCACCCCCAAAGGUGGAAGCGGAAGCGGAAGCACUGGUAGCAAGUAG